AUGUACUGCCUUCGCUGGUGGAUCCCCCUCUUCCUCGUGCCCUUCCCAAAGGUCAGCCCGUUCUUCCUCAUCCUCUUCCUCCUCUCGUUCACCCUCCACUCUCGACCCUGCGUCUAUUGCGCAUUGAUCCUCUUCGGCCUCUUUGCCACUUCGGUCAACUGGUACCCUGAACUCGGGCUCGGCCCCAGUCCGGUCACCAUGACCACCUCGACGCAAGAGGCCAUUUCGCCGAAACCUGAGGCGGCGCCCUUCUACCCCGGAUCGAUCCUCGCAUCCAUCGACGCCGCGCCCACCGGAUCGGCUGUACCCACGCAGACGGGCAUCGUCCCUCCUGCUGUGGAACAAGUCCUCCUGCUCUGGCUUGGCCUGGACGUCGAGCGGGUCGUCGUUCCGGAGAAGGUCUUUGUCGGGCUCGGAAGGGCGGGCGGACUUGGCUUCUGGAUCAAUCUCGUGCCCGGCGGCGGCGAAGGUCCGCCAGCGGCCCCAAUCAGGACGUUCACAAGCUGA
Molecule: messenger RNA, 507 nt
Organism: Pseudozyma flocculosa PF-1
Lineage: Eukaryota; Fungi; Basidiomycota; Ustilaginomycetes; Ustilaginales; Ustilaginaceae
Exons: 2
Coding region: 1-507 (168 amino acids)
Source: RefSeq, a predicted model, not a curated record